Molecule: messenger RNA, 1372 nt
Organism: Ostrea edulis (European flat oyster)
Lineage: Eukaryota; Metazoa; Mollusca; Bivalvia; Ostreida; Ostreidae
Product: galactoside alpha-(1,2)-fucosyltransferase 2-like
Exons: 2
Coding region: 192-1256 (354 amino acids)
Biological process (GO): carbohydrate metabolic process
Cellular component (GO): membrane
Molecular function (GO): galactoside 2-alpha-L-fucosyltransferase activity
Source: RefSeq, a predicted model, not a curated record
GCUUCACAAUGUACCCGGCAUGUACUUGUAUGAACUUUUCUGAUAAAAACCGCAAACCUCAUUACUUUUAGCCUGUCAAGAUAACGCGCCUUGUGUCCCUGGACUAAAGCCUUGAUCCGCCCAGUCUUCAAUGUACAGUUACCGGAUUCCACCCAAGAUUCUACCCGAGAAAAUAUUCUCCAGUUGUCUCCAUGCCUCACAUUUCUAAGGCACGGACAUUGAAAGGUUGUCUGAUCGGGUCUGUGGUCCUACUUGUCGUCCUUCUGAUAUCCCAUCAUCAGAAAAACUUAAAGGAUAUUAGCAGCAAACUUCCAUUUCGUAUAAUUAUUUCAUUUGAUGAUGUCACACAAUCUCAAGAAAAUAAAAGAAAUAUAGAGGAGAGUACACCACCUGCACACACACAAACCCACCCCCCAUAUCUAUGUGGCUACAACGUCGGGAGGAUCGGAAAUCGACUCUUCCAGUUUGCAUCUUUGUAUGGUAUUGCAUUCAUGAAGAAAAUGAAAUACGUCAUCCACACCAAUGACGUCAUCAAUCAGAUAUUCCUUCUCCACAAUGACUCCAAUCUUCUCAUCACAGACAGCCUAAAAUCCAUCUGUAAUGUUACCAUAUACAGAAGGGAGCGUCUAUGUUGUGGCUUUGACAACAGAAUUCUAAAUUUCCACCCGUCGCCCGGUGAGACGUACAGAAUCAUCACCUAUCUUCAGUCUUGGAAGUAUUUUGAAAACGCGAAAGAAAACAUCAAAAAGCAAUUCGUUUUCAAACCAAGCAUCAUCUCUUCAGUGAAAAAUGUGACUGCUGGUAUUCUCAGGCGCUUCAACGUCACUUCCCGUAAAGACGUGGUUCUGGUCGGUCUUCAUAUUCGGCGAGGCGAUAUAACCAUGAAAAACACAUACGGUCACGAGGUGGCGACACCUGAAUACCUGUAUAAAGCAGUCGACCAUUUCAAUAACUUUCUAAAUGUAAUAUAUGUCGUCUGCUCCACUGAUCUGACUUGGAUCAAAGCCAAUAUGCCAAAAAAUGCUGUACAAGUUUAUUUCAAUGUCCCGAAUGCUUUUCCAGAGAAUGACUUAGCAUUGAUUGCGUCAUGUGACCACGUCAUCACAACUGUUGGUACUUUUGGGUGGUGGGGAGCGUGGUUGUCAGGAGGUCACGUGACUUUCUAUAAGUGGCCAGCUAGAAAAGGAACAAUACUUAGGGAUGGUUUCAGCGAAGAUUUUAUGGAUUUUUUUUACCCUAGAUGGGUGGGAUACUGAGAGAUCCGGUCUCUAUAAUACACUAUGUAUACCUGACUGUGUUUAUAAGUCUCUAUACUACACUAUGUAUACCUGACUGUGUUUAUAAGUCUCUAUACUACACUAUGUAUACCUGA